AUGGCCACCACCCAUGUGCUCUUCUCUCUGCUUUUGAUGCUCUGCUCCAUCUUUCUUCUUCCUGCAUGGUAUGCUCAUCCAUUGCAGAGCUGCAAUCUUGAUCAGAUUUAUCAACUCGGAGACUCGAUUUCCGACACCGGAAAUUUGAUAAGGGAGAGUACAUUUGGAGCUGCAUCUCCGUUCGCUAGACUUCCAUAUGGUGAAACUUUCUUUAAAACUGCCACCGGUCGGUGCUCGAAUGGCCUCCUCAUGAUUGACUACCUUGCAAUGGCAGCUGGGCUUCCACUUCUCAAUCCUUUCAAGAACACUGAUGCAAUCUUCAGACAUGGAGCAAACUUUGCAGUUGCUGGUUCUACAGCAUUACCAACAGAGAUUCUUGCAGUCAAGAACAUUUCGUCUCCGGUCACCGGUAGUUCUCUCAGCGUUCAGCUUGAUUGGAUGUUCACACAUUUCAAUUCCAUCUGCUACGAUGAGAGAGAUUGUGUUGAGAAGCUCAAAAACUCUCUCUUCUUUGUUGGAGAGAUAGGAGGGAAUGAUUAUAAGUAUGCAUUGUUUCAAGGCAAAUCCAUGGAGGAGGUCAAGAGCAUGGUGCCUGAAAUUGUUGAAGCCAUUAUGGAUGCUGUUAGAAGAGUUAUUCAGUAUGGAGCAGUUCGAGUGGUUGUUCCCGGAAAUUUUCCAAUAGGUUGUUUUCCGAUUUAUCUCACAGGAUUUAAAACUAAUGACUUGUCGGCUUAUGAUGAAAAUCAUUGUCUGAAAGCGUUGAACAGCUUUUCGAUGUAUCACAAUGAUUGUCUGCAGAAAGCCAUUGAAGGUCUGAAGCAAGAAUACCCUAAUGCAAUCAUUGUAUAUGGUGAUCACUACAAUGCCUUCCAAUGGCUUUUACAUGAGGCUUCAAAUCAGGGAUUUGAUGCCACUUCUCUGCAAAAAGCUUGCUGUGGAAUUGGCGGUGACAACAAUUUUAGUCUAGCAAGAAUGUGUGGAGCUCCUGAAGUUCCAGUUUGUGGUGAACCUAAUAGACUCAUUAGUUGGGAUGGAGUCCAAUUGACACAAGAGGCAUACAAGGUUAUGGCGGGAAAGCUUAUUGAUGACACCCUACCCCAACUACAAUGUAUGGCUUAAAAUAGUUUUAUUUGCUUUGCCAAUGUCAUAUGUAGUCAUUCAUAGGUAUUUUGUUUUAGGACACUUUUGUGUAUUUAUUUAUUUUUAAUAGGUAGGAUUGAGAGUGUUGUUGUAAAUUAUGUUGUUUGUUUGAUUGAUUUGAAUUAGUUAAAAAAACAAUGUCCUUUUACAAAACAGUA
This is a messenger RNA of Cornus florida, 1298 nucleotides long. RefSeq names its product GDSL esterase/lipase At5g03980-like. The transcript is spliced from 5 exons. NCBI's taxonomy places the organism in Eukaryota, Viridiplantae, Streptophyta, Magnoliopsida, Cornales, Cornaceae. Bases 1 to 1119 code for a protein of 372 amino acids. Gene Ontology annotation, molecular function: hydrolase activity, acting on ester bonds. The record is from RefSeq and is a predicted model, not a curated record.